AUGGCUCCUCAUCCAAUCCUCAUUGAUACCGCGGACGACUUUGCGCCGAUGCCGUCCGCUUUCCCUCCCGUGGCGAACCCCGCGAAGCGCAAUCUGCUCCUUGCCCCCCCGUCUGUCGCGGCGCACGAGGAGAAGCUACGCGAAAUCUUCACGGCUUUCGACCGGGCAAAUACCGACUUGCAGAUGCUAGACCGGCUCUCUGCUGGAUUUGUGUCUCUACCUGCCGCUACAUACGACUUGGUCCUCGUUCUUACCGAUGCUGAUGGAUCACGUACUGCCGCGUCUGCCCAAUUGCUGAACCGUCAGCUGUUUGCUUCUCUGGUUCCCGCCAUCAAAGUGGGAGGUAGAUUGCAGUUCCAAGAUGGCCAACCGGGCGCGACGGAGUCCAAAGAGGCAAUUCUCGCCGGCCUGAUUGCCAAGGAUGGCCAUUUCGAGAAGCAAGAGGAGGAGGAAGUUGUCAUUCCUCUGCGAUUCGGCAAGAAAAAGACGCCAGCGCCUGUGCAAAAGUUUGACUUCAGUAAGCUGGACGAUGAUGACGAUGAGCUGAUCGAUGAGGAUAACCUGCUUGGCGAGGAGGACCUAAAGCGACGUCCACAAGCGCCCGUCGAAUGUCAGCCGCAGAAGCGCCGUCGUCCCUGCAAGGAUUGCACUUGUGGCUUAGCCGCGAAAUUCGAAGCCGAAGAAAAAGAGAGACGAUCCCAAGCGGAUGCUGGCCUCGAGGCCAUCAAGCUCGAUACAAACGACCUGAACGAACUCGAUUUUACUGUCAAGGGCAAGACGGGCUCGUGCAACAACUGCUCGCUGGGAGAUGCAUUCAGAUGCUCCACUUGUCCGUUCAUCGGACUGCCAGCAUUCAAGCCAGGCGAGGAGGUGCGCAUUAUGAACGAAGUACAACUGUAA
Pochonia chlamydosporia 170 is the source of this 900-nucleotide messenger RNA. Its product is annotated as anamorsin. NCBI's taxonomy places the organism in Eukaryota, Fungi, Ascomycota, Sordariomycetes, Hypocreales, Clavicipitaceae. Gene Ontology annotation, biological process: iron-sulfur cluster assembly. The record is from RefSeq and is a predicted model, not a curated record. The transcript is spliced from 2 exons. Gene Ontology annotation, cellular component: cytoplasm. Gene Ontology annotation, molecular function: iron-sulfur cluster binding. The coding region runs from base 1 to 900 and encodes 299 amino acids.